This is a messenger RNA of Pocillopora meandrina, 10145 nucleotides long. The record is from the annotation of a GenBank genome assembly. NCBI's taxonomy places the organism in Eukaryota, Metazoa, Cnidaria, Anthozoa, Scleractinia, Pocilloporidae.
AUGGCGGGAAGUAAUCUUCCAACAACGGGGGAAGAACUGGACUUGAACAAUGAGCCUCCAGUCACAGGUGAGAGAAAAAGACCGUUAUGUGAUAAUUUUGAAGUGUUUGUUAGACCUUUUGGUCGAAUAGUUAAGUAUAUCUUUAAUCAUAUGCACUUAUCUUUGAAACAUUUAUUAUUAAAGAUUUUACGUGUUUUAGGAAUCUAAUAAAUAGGUUGGCAUUCUAGGUGACGAGGAUAAUGUGCAUGUUGAAAUUGCUUAUAGUUGUGAUCACUUAGAAGAUUAAUAUAUUUUCCGGUUGGUAAUUUCAGCGGUAGAGGAAAGUCAAAUUACGUCGAGCGAUUCAGAACUGGGGAUAUACGACGAUCCCUCAAGAGGUGAGAAAACCAGGCGAAAAUGACUUCUCUGAAGGGCGCCCCAAUGUAUUUACAUUAAGAAUUUGUACUGUUAUGGGAAUAUCUUGCUGAGAGUCAAUAAGCUUCAUCCUAUGAAGUACAGCACUCAAAGUCGAACGUAAACCAAGUUGAAAUGGUUACCACGAAAAGUUUGCAAGGGGCGUUAACGCCUAAAAAGAUAACUCCCCCAUAGUUUACCAACUUUGUACAAAAUUACCUUUUCUCAAUAAUUUGCGCACGUUUUAAAAGGUUAUCUUAAGUUAAAGUAAAUUGAGUUUAAAAGCUUCUCGACCUAAAAGUCACCUGAUUUACUAACUAGUAAUAGGCAAGCUACAGCUAAGACUACUAAUAGCCUGUAUAUUUUACUUUAUAAAAAUGCGUAGAUAAUCUCUUUGAAAGUUUUUAUCAGUCAUUUUUUUGUGCAGAGCUCUAAGUUUUUGUAUGAUCUGAAGGUUCGUUUUUAACUAUAAAUCUGUAUUUUCCGUCAAGGUUGUUUGUAUUCAUUACUAAAUCAUUAACUUUAAAAUGGUCUGCUUUCAGGGAUAGCGAAAGUAGGUCUCGAGGAAGGCAACAAAGAAUACAGACAAGGAGAAGCUAAUAAUGCGAUAAACUCCUACACGGAAGGACUUCAAGUUAACUGCAAAGAUGAACGGCUUAACGCCAAGCUUUAUAGCAAUAGGGCAACAGCUCAUUUCCGUUUGGGUAAGAAUUCCUUUUUCAAGCCUCUAGGCUUUUUAAUGCGAUGAUAGGGUUCUCUAGCUGUAGAUUAUAACCGAGGUCAACGGCCGAGGUGUGGUCCUCGUGUGCUUGUAAACGCUCGUCAUGAUCGUGAGAGACUGAUCAUUUUUGAUAUCACAGAAUAACUAACCAAAGACACAUGCUCCCUUGGCUUCUCAAAAAUCCUGCGUUUGCCCUUUUUAGAGAGGUGGGGGAAAGAAAGAUUAGUUAAUUCGUGGUCGUUUCACGAUCUUUAGGGUUGGAAUCUUUGGAUCCCGAUCCCAACGAUUUAGCCCCUGAAUCGAUCUUAGAAAGGACGUGCAGGUUCAUUUGGUUUUCUCAAAUGAGUUGAUAAUUUGAUUUGGCCACCGUAAAGAAAUUAAAUAGCUAACGUUUCGAGCGUUAGCCCUAAGUCAGAUAGAGUCUGGAUUUGUAGCACCACAGCUUUUUCAGAAAUUUAUCCCCUCUAAAAAGCAAUACACAGUCUGCUCCAGGCAAAGAAAUAAUUCUAACGGAUGGACUCCAAUUUAAGCAAUUACGGCAGACUGAGCUUGAAAAAAAAAACAGUCCUCGACGGGAGUGGAAACCGUGCAUCCUUAAUACAAGCUGGGCGCUGCAACCUGAAUAGUCAAGAGACCGCACGCUGGGAGCGAGGCAAAUUUUAAAUUUUAAAAAUUUUUGAAGAAAUCUGAUGACAAUCUUAAUGAAGUAAAAUUUUAUUUGACCUGUGGUUGAAAAUCUUAGAAGGCAAUGAUCCUCAGAGGAGGCCUGCAGUUUAUAAUUUAUAAUUUACCAAUUUAUAUAGCGCGUAUUUACAUGUGCUGAUCAAUAGCGCUUUACAAUCAUAUGUUUAAAAGAAAACGAAAAUACAUUACCGUGAGAAUAAAAUAAACUAAGUUACAAACUAUAAAAAAUACUUCUUAAAAAGAUAGGUUUUAAGUCGAGAUUUAAAACUGUUAAGUGAUGUUGCUUGACAAAGCUCCACAGGUAGCUCAUUCCAGACUUUCGGAGCUGCUGCUUAGAAUGAUCUUGCUCGCAAUGUUGUAAGCAUCUUUCCCUUGGGAUGGUCCAAUAAGAGCUUACCAGUAGACCUGGUAAUGGUAAUGGUAAUGGUAAUGGUCAGCGGCGACCAUUUGAGCAAUUGCAAUUUUUUGUCGCCUGGUUUCAAGGAAAAACAUAUAAACGGAUGUUCUACACAAAUUACUUGCAUUUUAUGACUUCAUUGAUGACUACUUAAAUUUAAUUCCUGAAUUCCAUAGGGAACUACUUGCAGUGUAUCGAUGAUGCAACGGUUGCUGUUCAAUUGGAACCCACUUUAAUCAAAGCUAUUAAGAAAGGUGGGUUUUUCAGCCCUAGUCAUCAAAACUCUUAAAAGUGAUUUCGUCAAAAGGAAACUGUAUGAAUUAUGGUAGUUGACUGCAUCCCAAGUGUCAAUUGUAUGUGGUGUGUCAAUGUCUACUUUGUGGGUAAAAACGCACCAAAAGGUCCAUAAGCCUUCGAUUAUUUAAACUAAUAUUGUUAGCCGCUUUGCACUAACUCUUAUUGUCCACUUUCAAUUCUUCCACAAGUUCUAAUUUCCUUCAUUUUUUCAGUGGUCUAGGACGAACUAAAUGCAAAACUAAGUCCACAUUCUGCACACUUUUAUACCUUAACAGCCAUCAAUUAUUUCACUCCACCAAUCAUUGCAUUCUUUUCAGGAGCCAGAGCUUGUGUCGAACUUGGCUUGUAUGAAGAAGCAAGGAGCUGGUUGCAUAUGGGAUUGACCGUAUCCUUUGACGAGAAUUUCAAGCGAGAUAAGAGAUGCAAUGCGAGAAGUAUUUCAAAGAAAAUCAAUACCUUCCGAUCAGAUUCAUCUAGACAUAAAGCAAGCAGUGUUUCUUUUUAUCAUAUAAACUGCGGGGUGUUAUGCAAGAAUUUUGAGCUCCAAGAAAAGCCAUACCAACACAUGUUAAAGCAUACAACAAUUUUUUCAUGUGUGUUUGAUAUCGCGAAUCAACUGCUGACUCGUCACUCGUCUUUCCCCUUUUAGUCAUGCUGAUGAAUGAGUUUCCAAGGCUUCACCAUUCUUAAUCCAUGGUCAUUUGUUGAUGCUAUCGGAUUACGGCUACAAAAACAUUGAAAAAUUUGUAUCGCGCACAGAAAAUGACGUUCAUAAUUUCCUAGAAGGGGGAAAACAAAAUACGAAAAAAAAAGAAAGUUCUCGCGGUUGAGAGCGACAAUCGAGUACUGGAAGACUUGCGACAGGCCUGUUUUGGUCGGGUGCUCAAAAAGAUUUCUUCUUUCGGUAAGGAAAUAGUCAACAGCUGAGAAUUUUGUAAAUUAAAAAAUUACGCCCAUUGUUUGUUUUUGCAACGAGUCAACGCAUUUUUCACCCUGAGCCUUGUCGUCAGAGCACUUAAUGACUUUUCUUCAGAAACUGUAGGUGCCGUUUUUUUUUUCAUUCAUUAAGUUGACUUUUCCCUCAGUAAAGGGCUGUUGUGCUUACGAACUAGAAAAAAUAAUACCUGGUUACCCGUAGAUAUAGAAUUUCUCUUGCCGUGUUUAAAUCGGUACCUCACUCGUGAUCUAUGGAGUUGGACACUAGAAAAGAAAUUCCACAUUUACGCGCGUCCACGUAUAAUUUUUAAAUAACGCUUUUAGAAGUUAUAAAAAGCGAAUAUAACAUUAUUCCCAAGAGCUCUUUCGAUUUUUUUUCAUGAAACCUGACUUAAAAGAAGGGGCCAAGGUAGAAAUUAAACAAAUAAUUACCCUUCAAAGCUCUUUAACGUUUAUCUUAAUACUCACUUUAUGAAUAAGAGUAUUAUUUAAGUAGCAAAACUCUAUAACAAAGCCACGUUCAAUGUCUAAGGUCCUACCUAAUAUUCAAUUAUUAUUGAAACAAACAUUUCCAUUCCAAUUUUCACACUUUGAAUCAUGACUUCUGUAUCCUUGACAAAUUUCAAGGUUGACAAGAAUGGUAAAGGUCUACUUCAUUUACUGAACAGAUCUAAUGAUGGACUAAGCGUGAUAAAAAUCAGCUAUUGCAAUCUUGGCACCAUUUCGCAUGGUCUAGGAGAGUUCAAAAAAGCAAUCAAAUACCAUCAGCGUCGUCUAGAAAUUGCUAAAGCAGUGGGAGACCAAGCGGGAGAGGCACGAAGUUAUGGCAAUCUCGGCAUCGCUUAUCAUGGUCUACGACAGUUCCACCAAGCAAUCAAGUACCAUCAACGUUGUCUAGAAAUUGCUAAAGAAGUGGGAGAAAAAGCGAUAGAGGGACAAAGUUAUGGCAAUCUCGGCAACGCUUAUCGUCGUCUAGGACAGUUCCAAACGGCAAUCGAGUACCAUCAACGUUGUCUAGAAAUUGCUAAAGAAGUGGGAGACAAGGCGGGAGAGGGAGCAAGUUAUGGCAAUCUUGGCAACGCUUAUCAUGAUCUAGGACACUUCCAAACAGCAAUCGAGUAUCAUCAACGUCAUCUAAAAUUUACUAAAGAAGUGGGAGACAAAGCGGGAGAGGGACGAAGUUAUGGCAAUCUCGGCAACGCUCAUUAUGGUCUAAGACAGUUCCAAACAGCAAACGAGUACCACCAACGUCGUCUAGAAAUUGCUAAAGCAGUGGGAGACCAAGCGGGAGAGGCACAAAGUUAUGGCAAUCUCGGCAACGCUUAUCAUGGUCUACGACAGUUCCAAACAGCAAACGAGUACCACCAACGUCGUCUAGAAAUUGCUAAAGCAGUGGGAGACCAAGCGGGAGAGGCACGAAGUUAUGGCAAUCUCGGCAACGCUUAUCAUGAUCUACGACAGUUCCACCAAGCAAUCAAGUACCAUCAACGUUGUCUAGAAAUUGCUAAAGAAGUGGGAGAAAAAGCGAUAGAGGGACAAAGUUAUGGCAAUCUCGGCAACACUUAUCGUCGUCUAGGACAGUUCCAAACGGCAAUCGAGUGCCAUCAACGUUGUCUAGAAAUUGCUAAAGAAGUGGGAGACAAGGCGGGAGAGGGAGCAAGUUAUGGCAAUCUUGGCAACGCUUAUCAUGAUCUAGGACACUUCCAAACAGCAAUCGAGUAUCAUCAACGUCAUCUAAAAUUUACUAAAGAAGUGGGAGACAAAGCGGGAGAGGCACGAAGUUAUGGCAUUCUCAGCAACGCGUAUGUUGGUCUACAACAGUUCCAAACAGCAAUCGACUACCAUCAACGCAAUCUAAAAAUUGCUAAAGAAGUGGGAGACAAAGUGGGGGAGGGUCGAAGUUAUGGCAAUCUCGGCAACGCGUAUGAUGGUCUAGGACAGUUCCAAACAGCAAUCGAGUACCAUCAACGUCAUCUAAAAAUUGCUAAAGAAGUGGGAGACAAAGCGGGAGAGGAACAAAUUUAUGGCAGUCUUGGCAAUGCUUAUCAUCGUCUAGGACAGUUCCGAACAGCAAUCGAGUACCAUCAGCGUCGUCUAGAAAUUGCUAAAGAAGUGGGAGACAAGGCGGGAGAGGGAGGAAGUUAUGACAAUCUCGGCAACUCUUAUGCUGGUCUAGAACAGUUCCAAAUAGCAAUCGAGUACCAUCAACGUUAUCUCCAGAUUUCUAAAGAAGUAGGAGACAAAGCGGGAGAGGGGCAAAGUUGUGGCAAUCUCGGCAAUGCUUAUCAGUCACUAGGACAGCUCCGAGGAGCAAUCGAGUACCAUCAACGUCAUCUACAACUUGCUAAAGAAGUGGGAGACAAUGUGGGAGAGGGAGCAAGUUAUGGUAAUCUCGGUAACGCUUACUAUAGACUAGGACAGUUCCAAACAGCAAUCGAGUACCAUCAACGUUGUCUAGAAAUUACUAAAGAAGUGGGAGGCAAAGCGGGAGAGGGACGAGGUUAUGGCAAUCUCGGCAACGCUUAUCAUGCUAUAGGACAGUUCCAAACAGCAAUCGAGUACCAUCAACGUCGUCUAGAAAUUGCUAGAGAAGUAGGAGACAAAGCGGAAGAGGGUCGAAGUUAUGGCAAUCUCGGCAACGCUUAUCGUCGCCUAGUACAGUUCCAAAAAGCAAUCGAAUACCAUCAACGUCAUCUACAAAUUGCUAAAGAAGUGGGAGACAAAGCGGAAGAGGGUCGAAGUUAUGGCAAUCUCGGCAACGCUUAUCAUGGUCUAGGACACUUCCAAAGAGCAAUCGAUAACCAUCAACGUCAUCUAGAAAUUGCUAAAAAGGUGAGAGACAAAACGGAAGAGGGAAAAAUAUAUGGCAAUCUCGGUAACGCUUAUGAUGGUCUAGGACAGUUCCAAAGAGCAAUCGAGUAUCAUCACCGACAUCUACAAAUUGCUAAAGAAAUGAGAGACAAAGCGGGAGAAGGACAAAGUUAUGGAAGUCUCGGCAACGCUUAUGAUGGUCAAGGACAGUUCCAAACAGCAAUCGAGUACCAUCAACGUCGUCUAGAAAUUGCUAAAGAAGUGCGACACAAAACAGAAGAAGGACGAAGUUAUACCAGUCUCGGCAACGCUUAUUAUGGUCUAGGACAGUUCCAAACAGCCAUCGAGUACCAUCAACGUUGUCUAAAAAUUGCUAAAGAAGUGGGAGACAAAGUGGGAGAGGGAGCAAGUUAUGGCAAUCUCGGCAACGCUUAUCAUGCUAUAGGACAGUUCCAAGCAGCAAUCGAUUACCAUCAACGUUUUCUAGAAAUUGCUAAGGUAGUGGGAGACAAAGCGGAAGAGGGACGAGGUUAUUGCAAUCUCGGCAACGCUUAUCAUGGUCUAGGACAGUUCCAAACAGCAAUCGACUACCAUCAACGUCAUCUAGAAAUUUCUGAAGACAUGGGAGACAAAGCGGGAGAGGGACAAAGUUAUGGCAAUCUCGGCAACGCUUAUAGUGGUCUAGGACAAGUCCAAACAGCAAUCGAGCACCAUCAACGUCAUCUAGAAAUUGCUAAAAAAGUGAGAGACAAAGCGGGAGAGGGACGAGGUUAUGGCAAUCUCGGCAACGCUUAUCGUGGUCUAGGACAGUUCCAAACAGCAAUCGAGUACUAUCAAUGUCGUCUAGAAAUUGCUAAACAAAUAGGAGACAAAGCAGGAGAAGGACAGAGUUAUAGGAAUCUCGGCAACGCUUAUCAUGGUCUACGACAGUUCCAAACAGCAAUCGAGUACCAUCAACGUCAUCUAGAAAUUAUUAAAGAAGCGGGACACACAGCGGAAAAGGGAGAAAGUUAUGGCAAUCUCGGCAACGCUUAUAAUGGUCUAGGACAGUUCCAAACAGCAAUCGAGUACUAUCAAUGUCGUCUAGAAAUUGCUAAAGAAAUAGGAGACAAAGCAGGAGAGGGAGGAAGUCAUUGCAAUCUCGGGAACGCUUGUUAUGGUGUAGGACAGUUCCAAACAGCAACCGAGUACCAUCAACGCCAUCUAGAAAUUGCUAAAGAAGUGGGAGACAAAGUGGGAGAGGGACGAGGUUAUGGCAAUCUUGGCAACGCUUAUCAUGGUCUAGGACAGUUUCAAGCAGCAAUCAAGUGCCAUCAACGUCGCCAAGAAAUUGCUAAAGAAGUGGGAGACAAAGCGGAAGAGGGACGAAGUUAUGGCAGUCUCGGCAACGCUUAUCGUUGUCUAGGACAGUUCCAAACAGCCAUCGAUUACCAUCAACGCGACCUAAAAAUUGCUAAAGAAGUGGGAGACAAAGUGGGGGAGGGUGGAAGUUAUGGCAAUCUCGGCAACGCGUAUCAUGGUGUAGGACAGUUCCAAACAGCAAUCGAGUACCAUCAACGUCAUCUAGAUAUUGCUAAAGAAGUGGGAGACAAAGCGGGAGAGGGACGAAGUUAUGGUAAUCUCGGCAACGCUUAUCGUGGUCUAGGACAGUUACAGACAGCAAUCAAGUACCAUGAACGUCAUCUAGAAAUUGCUAAAAAAGUGGGAGACAAAGCGGGAGAGGGACGAGGUUAUUGCAAUCUUGGCAACGCUUAUCAUGGUCUAGGACAGUUCCAAACAGCAAUCGAGUACCAUCAACUUCAUCUAGAUAUUGUUGAAGAAGUGGGAGACAAAGCGGGAGAGGGACGAAGUUAUGGCAAUCUCGGCAACGCUUAUCUUUGUCGAGGACAGUUCCAACCAGCAAUCGAGCACUAUCAACAUUGUCUAGAAAUUGCUAAAGAAGUGAGAGACAAAACGGCAGAAGGAGGAAGUUAUGGCAAUCUCGGCAACGCUUAUCAUGGUCUAGGACAGUUCGAAACAGCGAUCGUGUACCAUCAACGUCAUCUAGAAAUUGCUAAAGAAGUGGGAGACAAAGUGGGAGAGGGACGAAGUUAUGGCAAUCUCGGCAACGCUUAUUAUAGUCUAAGAAAAUUCCGAACAGCAAUCGAGUACCAUCAACGUUACCUAGAGAUUGCUAAAGAAGUGGGAGACAAAGCGGGAGAGGGAGCAAGUUAUGGCAGUCUUGGGAACGUUUACAAUAGUCUACAACAGUUCCAAACAGCAAUGGAGUACCAGAACCGUUCUCUAGAAAUUGCUAAAGAGGUGGGAGACAAGGCCGGAGAGGGAAUAAGUUAUUCCCUUCUUGGCAGCAGUCUUCUCCCUCAAAAAAAGUUUAAAAGGGCAAUCGAGUCGUAUCAACGCCACCUAGAAAUUUCCAAAGAAGUAGGGGACAAGACUGGAGAAGCCUACUCACUCGGUUUUCUCGGAAUAAGUUUCGAGUGCCAAGGAGAUACCAUGAGGGCCUUCACCUACUUUAACUCGAGUGUAGAGGUGUAUGAUGAUAUCAGGGCCAGUCUUCAACUCAAUGAUCAGUGGAAAAUUUCUUAUCGUAAUCAGCACCGAAUUGCAUAUAAAGGUCUGUGGCGGAUAAAUCUCAAUCAAGGUAAAGUUGUAAAGGCUCUUUUUGCCGCAGAAAAAGGACGUGCUCAAGCUCUAAGAGAUCUCAUGCACACAAGAUAUCAGCCUGAAGAUACUUUAACGAACAGCGAAUCGUGCCUUUCCCUGAGUACCGUUCCAUCAAGUACCGUUUUCAUGGCUCUCAAUGGACCGUGCGUUUACUUCUGGUUUUUUCGCAGUAAAGAUAAUAUCCAGAUGAGAAAGGUGCAUGUGAACAAUUAUAAAUAUGAGAAUGAAUUGGAAUUUUUCAUCCGGCAACUGAACAAAACUGCCCUUAAGGAGAUUGGCAGAAGAGAUGCUGUUACAUGCGAAAAUCCCUCACCUGACUCGCCAAAAGAAGAGGAAGUUGCCAACGAUGUGAUCCGAGUUGAUGUGAGGUGCUCACAAUCAAGGGCUCUACAGAAGCUUCAUGACAUCAUCGUUACUCCUAUUGCUGAUCUGAUCGAAGCCAACGAGCUAACUUUCGUUCCUGAGGGUCCAUUUUGCCUUGUACCUUAUGCAGCGUUGGAGGACUCGAACUCAUCAUAUCUGAGUGAUUCUUUCAGUAUUCGUGUGCUUCCGUCUCUGACGACGUUGCAACUAAUUCAUGAUUGCCCAGCUGAAUUCCAUAUGAAAAGUGGUGCAUUGCUCGUUGGCGACCCAUGUUUCAAAGAUAUCAUUUACCAGGGUAAACGUUUGGUGCAACUUCCGGGAGCAAGGGAAGAAGUGGAGAUGAUUGGACGCAUCCUUAAUCAUUCCCCUCUCACUGGAGAAAUGGCAACAAAAGAUGAAGUGUUAAAACGAAUGUCAUCAGUGGCGUUAGUUCACAUUGCAGCGCACGGUAAAAUAGAAACUGGGGAAGUCAUCUUGGCACCAAACACUACAAGGAAAAACUCUCAGCCAGAAGAGAAAGACUAUCUAAUGACUAUGAAAGAUGUCCUAGAAGCUGGGCUGCGGGCUCGACUGGUUGUACUAAGUUGUUGUCACAGCGCUCGUGGGAAGAUUAUGGCCGAAGGUGUGGUCGGCAUCGCGCGAGCAUUUUUGGGUGCCGGUGCUAGAUCUGUGGUGGUAACCUUAUGGGCGAUUGAUGACGAGGGAACCCUGGAGUUCAUGAGUUUCUUCUACGAUGCACUUGCUAAAGGCAUAAAGGCAAGUGAAGCUCUUCAGCAAGCCAUGAAGUGCAUGAGAGAGAGUGAAAUGUUCAAAGAGGUGCAGUACUGGGCACCAUUUGUACUCCUGGGUGAUGACGUCAGCCUGGAUUUCAAGGAAAUU